AUGGAGAGAUACACCUUUGCACGACGUGCGCUCAGCGCGAUGCCUACUACACCUGACGAUGUUGUCUUUCUCGCAGCGGUCUUUAUUGCAUUCGGUUCCGGAGCCUUACUUCUUGACUGGAUUCGCCGUGUUCGUGACGUUGGAUUGCAGAAGCAGUGGCACGAUGCGCAGAUGAGGACCUUGCAGGAAGGGUUCGCUACUCUCGAACAGUUACCGCAGCAGUUGAUCGCCAUCAACGCCAGUAUCGGCGAGCUUCGCGAGAAGGCAGAUGGAGCUACCGAUCGAUUCAAUACUAUAAGCGACCGUAUUAACGAUCUCAGCCAAAGUGUUGGUCAUCUCCAAACCGUUGGCGCUGGUACUCACGAUGUCAAGAGGUCCUCAAUUGUGCAGCCAACAACGGAUGUAAGCUCGGCGGAUGCGAACGAGCUUCCUGUGGCGGUCAAAUCACAUAUAAAGAAUCUGGAGAGCAAGAUGAGCGAGAUUACCAAACGAAAGGACGAGCUAGAGCAGGCCAAUGUGAGCUUGAAGGAAGACCUUGAGCGCGCCAUCAAGUCUCAUGGAGAGGAGCAGAGUGGCGAGUACAAGACACUGCUCAUGCAGAAUGAAGAGCUUCAAACUCAGGUCGCCCAAACUGAACGGUCUUCACGAAUCCUUGAGCAAGAAAAGGAGCGCGUAGCUGCCAAUGGAGACCCCGCGAUGAAGCAGCAGGAGGAAACGAUAAAAAACUACGAGAACGAGAUCGAGGGACUAGAGGAAAGACUGGCAUUGGCUCAAAAAGAUCGGGCUACGGCGAGAGAGGAGACGAAGCAAGUGUCCUCGGAACUCGAAGAAUUGGAGAGAAAGUUAUCAACGGCGCAGAGCGAUCAGGAUGAGAUGAGAAAAGAGAACGUCCAUCUGUCUUCGGUGGUCAGUGAAUUAGAGUCAAGCCUGUCAUCAGCUCGAAGUGAUCAGCAAAGGAUGACACAAGAGGUCGAAAACCAUUUGGCUAUGGUUAAAAGACUACGAGAUGAUCUGUCAUCAGCUGAGCAUGAACGGGACCAGCAAAGAGAAGCAAAUGAGAGGCUCUCUGGGCUUGAUGAGGGCACAAGACAGUCGGAAGCGGGUCAGAGCGCGAUCGUAGACGAACUCAAAGAAAAGCUAAAAGCAGAGAGUCUCAAGAGCGCUGACUUAAAAGUCAGAAACGAUGUACUCACCAAAGACAUCGGAAAGAACGAGGCUCGUAUCGAAACGAUGAAAGCGGAUGAAGUGCAGAAAAAGCAGCAGCUUGGCCGUCUCACGAGCCAAGUCGAGUCGUUGGAGAGGCAAAAGAUAGAUCUAGAAGCGACGUUGGAAGAGCACAGUCAGGCAAAGGAAAGUGAAGAUCAAGCUGAGGAGCAUGGCGAAGGACAACAGAACAAUAAUUCUAGUGAUGCUUCAGAGCAGAGAGACGAGCCGCAGCCAGAUAUCACGAAGUUGCCGACCUCGCCUCAGCAAUCGAACACGUCAGGAACUGCACCUGAUGAUAACUGGGUAGAGGUGGCCGCUCAAAUUCCUACAGCCCCAGAGGGGAGACCGACGACCGGUGGCGAAAGCGCAGAAGUUGAUGAAGCCUUGAGUCCUGUAGUGAAACUUCCCAUGGCGCCAGCCGCCGAGGCCAGUGGAAGACCAGCCACAAGAAAAAGCUGGGCAGAUGACGAAGAACAAGAGUUCGAUCCAGAGAUCCAGAAAUUUGCUGCUAGAACGGCAAGCCUUCCAAGUACGAUCUCAUCAACCAACUCUCCAGCGCAAGAGAGCCCCGACUCCCCAGCCCCCAAACCACAACCUACUAUCGAUACUAGUGUGGGAAACAAUGCUUCAGACGCGACUACCCCGCAUAUCAGCGCAUCGUCACUGCCAGCUGGCCCGUCCCCCACGUCUGAAAUUGUAACAGCCCUUUGCAAGUACUGCAACAUUGACGUCCCGGUCGAGAUGAUCCAGUUGCCCAAUGGAAGGCGGUAUCUAGACUGGCCUAAGCAUUGCAGAGAGACGGGUUGCAACAUUAAUGCACGGGGUAGCUUUUCUCGGCCGCAAAGCCGUGGAGGCCCAGGAUCUCCCAGCUCCGCAGGUUUCAGUCCAGGUGGCUUCCAUGGGAACUUUCCAAACCCUAACAGGAGUAGACCUGACAGCAGGAACAGCUACGGUAGCGGUCGGGGUUCGAAGCCUUCUAGUCCUGUCGACAUGAGUCCCGGUGGUCGUCGUGGAUCUUUUAGUCCUAGGGGAAGAGGCGGAUUUGAAGGCAGAGGUGGACAUGGUAGGGGUAGGAGCUCAGAGCGUUCUAGUCCUGUAAUGAAUAGUCCAGGUAGUUAUCAGAGCUCCGAUAAUGGCGGCGAUGGAGGACAAUACGGUAGGGGUGAUAGAAGCAGGCCCAGUGGCGGUGGAGGCGAUUGGAGGCCUCACCGGUUUGCAAAUGAUGGAAAUGAUCGAAGUAGUGAAACUUAUUGA
Molecule: messenger RNA, 2460 nt
Organism: Alternaria incomplexa
Lineage: Eukaryota; Fungi; Ascomycota; Dothideomycetes; Pleosporales; Pleosporaceae
Exons: 1
Coding region: 1-2460 (819 amino acids)
Source: RefSeq, a predicted model, not a curated record